Molecule: messenger RNA, 801 nt
Organism: Alternaria ethzedia
Lineage: Eukaryota; Fungi; Ascomycota; Dothideomycetes; Pleosporales; Pleosporaceae
Exons: 3
Coding region: 1-801 (266 amino acids)
Source: RefSeq, a predicted model, not a curated record
AUGAGACUCUCUUCAACGCUCAUAGCUGUCGUGGCUUCGAUCGCUCUUACCCAAGAUAUAGCCAGCGAUGAGCCUACCAAGGUACACGUCCUAUGGGAAUCUGAGAAGGUCGCGGAUGACGCAGAAUGGGCUGCAGCCCGCCAGAAGGGAGAUGAUUUGAUAUGUCGACUCGAAGCCACGGACGAAGCUGCUGGUAGACUAAAUAUGGACACACGAACACCGCCUUCCGCACGCAAUCAAUGGCCCAAUGCCGCACUCACAAGUGAGAUAAGUCUCUGGGGUUGGUUUACUGGCGAAUAUGACCAGAAAUCGCAUUGCCAAUUUGCCGAUGAUAACGAAGAUUACCAUGUCAACAAGGUCGAACACUACAACGAGCGCGCCGAAGAUGACGAUGGAGACACUCUUGCGGCGCAAGACCAGUACUACGACAUCAAUGGUGUUUGGGAGCGGUGUACCGGUGCGCAUGUUCGAUUCGGUAUCAACCAACGAGGCGGACUGAUCAUUGGUCUCGACUUCCUCAACCCUAGAACAGCAGCACUGGCAAAUUGGGAUGACAGCCCAGCAGAAGCUAGCCUCCCGGAGCUCAAGCGUGCCUCGGACAUCAUGAUGGCGUACUGGCUUCGCGGCAAUAUUGACCCCAAAAGCCUCAAGUACUAUCUUGUGCUCACCAUCAAGAAUACAAUGACUCUCGCUCUCAUCAACAGAGUGUUGAAGAACCAUGGUCUCAAAGAGGUACCGUACUGGCCUGGUGUGAUAGCCAACAUGUACGACGAGGAAGGCCCGGCGUUACUUGGUGAGUAG